Molecule: messenger RNA, 2514 nt
Organism: Haliotis rubra (blacklip abalone)
Lineage: Eukaryota; Metazoa; Mollusca; Gastropoda; Lepetellida; Haliotidae
Product: DALR anticodon-binding domain-containing protein 3-like
Exons: 12
Coding region: 7-1743 (578 amino acids)
Biological process (GO): tRNA C3-cytosine methylation; arginyl-tRNA aminoacylation
Molecular function (GO): arginine-tRNA ligase activity; tRNA binding; ATP binding
Source: RefSeq, a predicted model, not a curated record
ACAAGCAUGGCGCAGUCUGUCCAGCAUGAUCACUCGUCGUCGAGAAUUAUACAUGUUGUGAAGGGAAUUUGUUGUCAGUUAUCCGCAAGCAAAGGUCUAGAAUGGAACAAAAUUAGCAUAUGCAAACGAUCACGAGAUCUGAAAGAUGGAGAGUUUGUGAUCCCCAAGGGAAGCACACCCAAAGCUAUCGAAGAGACACCCUCUGUUCUGCUGGAGUAUCUUCAGUCUCAGUUGCCCUGUCUCUGCUCUGUGGAUCUACCUGUUACUUGUGUGGACUCAGACAAAUAUAAUCAUGCAAGGUUACAUGUUGAUAGACCGAACGGUUUUUCAAAUAUCAUCAGGCAGGUUGGAGAAAGGGGAGACAACUAUGGCAACUGUCCACAUAGAUCUUCCCAUCCCACGAUGCUCAACCCAUCAGACCUUCUGUGUAUUAAUGAUGACGACUUCGUAGCCACACCAGCACAUCUCCGAUAUCUCAUAGUGCUCCAGCAUGUCAAACACCUACUGUCUGCAAAUGGGUAUCUGAGUCACCAAGUUCCUGUUGCAAGGUCAACCAAACUGUGCGACAUUUCAGCAUCUCUUGGACUUGAUUCCUGUCAGUCAGCAGCAGAAGUUUCAGAAGAUGAGAACCGUUGCCAUGACAUUCUGUCCAAGCUGAGAGAGUCUCAGUACACUGAACAGCUGGUUUCAUUGACUAAACAGAAAGGGGAUAGUGAAGAUGUUGAUGCAUCAAGUGACAGACAACAUGCUGUAGUCAUUAAUUUGAGACAUUUCAUGGAUGAUAACAAUAUAGAAGCUGGAAAAACUGGGUACGAUAAGAAUCUGUCUCUUGUGGAUGUGUGUCAUGAAGAUGGUCCCACCGACAACGUCCUACACAUCUCAAGGCUACAGGAAUUCGUAUCACAAAAGAUGGAGUCUGCUGUGCAGAUGAUACACCUGGUGACUGAGACUCGAGCCUUCACCCAGCAACAGACUGACCUAUUGUGGAGGAUUGCAGGGGUGGACGGGUUGGUGGGACAGACCCAUUUUGUUCUGGGGUCAGUUACAGGAAGGUCUGGUCAGCCAUGCAGUAAAACAGCUCAGGAAUUUAUUCAGUUGAGGCUGGACCAGAUGAGAGAGGCGUCCAUCAUGAAAUAUGGAGAUGAAGUUCAAGGCGAGGGAUGGGAGACAACUCUGUCAGGAAUGUCUUCAGCCAGUAUUGCUUUUGAGAUGUUGACUACAGCCAGUAGAAACAGUGUGAAGCUGGACCUGUCUGAUGAGGACCGUAUGGGUGCAGAGAACAGAGCGGGGGCAUUUGUCAUGUACAACUGUGCCAGACUCUCUACCCUCUUUACUCAUUUUGAGGAUGCUGUGAAGAAAGAAAAUCCUAUGUCACUAGGAAUCUACCCUCCUCUCCCGUCCAUUGAAGAUGUCACGUUUGAGCAUCUAAAACAAGAGGAGGAAUGGGAGUUGUUGUUUAACUACAUCUACCCGUACCCAGACGUCGUAGAACAGUGCGUAGAGAAACUGGCGCCCUCUACUGGAGACAUACAGGCUCGCAUACACACACACAAGAUCAGCAACUUCCUUAUCAGCUUCAGUCGGUGCUUGAGCUCCUAUUACAGCAGAGUGCACAUCCUAGGGGAUGGCAGGCCACACCUUCUGCCUCUGAUGUACGCACGGCUUCACCUGAUAAGGGCUGCUCACCAAGUGAUCAAGAACGGUCUUAACCUGAUGGGAAUACAGCCUUUCUCACAGCUAUAACAACAUUGGAUAAUAUUUAUUCAUAUGUCAGUUGUAAGUUCAAUAUCACACACUGGGACUCCCCCCGAGAGAACUGGCGAGCAACCCAUGCUUGUUUGAAGAGACGACAAGCGGGAUUGGUGGUCAGACGUGCUGGUAUUUACAGACUGAAGUCGUUCAGCUGGAAUAAUACUGAUUGUGGUUUUAAACCCAACAAUAUGUUCUGUUAUCAGUGUAUGAAAUAAGCCCAAAACCCAGCCAGACAUCAGGGCUGGUAACUUCAAAAUGUUACCAGCCCAAAAUGGAUUAAAUCAGACCAAAUAUGGUGAAUAUACUCAGAUAUAUGGAACAUCUACAAUUUUUACCAGACAAUCGGGCUGGCUAGACCGUCUCGGACCUUAUUUCAUAUACUGCUGUUAACAUUGCAGAGUUGACAUCUACGGGUCUGAUAUUACUUAAUUGUACUGGAUAUAGAAUGCAUGGUGUAUAAUUCAGAAUAUUGAACUGCCAGGCUUAAGACACCAUAUGCCCAUGGUUUAUAGUGGCAUAGAGGGAGAAGGUUAUUUGAUGUAGAUAUAUUUAAUACAGGUUUCAUGGAAGUGUUUUGGACUUUCAGUUUGUGUUACAGAGACUGUUUUCAGCCAAGUAAUGUUUUGAUAACAUUUUGAUAACAUUUUCAGUGUAUACUUUGUUUUGCCUGGCAGUUUAGGUUACUUUGUGGUGCCAUCAAAACUUGUUCUAUCCAGAGUCGUGGCAAUUACUUUUGUCAGAUAUUAAAACAUAUUAAACAUU